Messenger RNA from Chlamydomonas reinhardtii, 1319 nucleotides. RefSeq lists its product as uncharacterized. Lineage: Eukaryota; Viridiplantae; Chlorophyta; Chlorophyceae; Chlamydomonadales; Chlamydomonadaceae. The coding region runs from base 347 to 886 and encodes 179 amino acids. The record is from RefSeq and is a predicted model, not a curated record. The transcript has 6 exons.
GUCGCGUCGACGACUUUGCGAGCAUGAUCUCCGAGUCUUCCAAGGGGCCUAUUUUCACGUCCGACUGCGCCCUUCCAAGCUGUCACUAUGGCUCUAGUCGUGCAGAGAUAACCUUAUGGAGGCCUGGUAGUCAAAGGGGCGCUUCUGCGAUGAGGUUCAAACUCUGAACUUUGAACGAAUGGGGGUGCCGUGAUUCAUGGCCCCGCAUAAAAGCUUCCUGGCCUUGACAUCUGUCAUACUUACAAUAGGCUGCACUCACACCGACUUGCUGUGACCACUUCCGGCACCGCGCGAACAGCAUUCUCCAACUCGGGACCUCGUUUCCAACUUUUCAAAGCUUCUAAAGAUGGCUGGUGACAAGGCUGCCACCAAGGAGAAGAAGGCCGCAGAGCCCAAGGGCAAGCGGAAGGAGACUGAGGGCAAGGCCGAGCCCCCCGCCAAGAAGGCUGCCAAGGCUCCCCCCAAGGAGAAGCCCGCCAAGAAGGCGCCCGCCAAGAAGGAGAAGAAGGCCAAGGACCCCAACGCCCCCAAGAAGCCCCUCACUUCCUUCAUGUACUUCUCGAACGCCAUCCGUGAGAGCGUGAAGUCCGAGAACCCUGGCAUUGCCUUCGGCGAGGUCGGCAAGGUGAUCGGCGAGAAGUGGAAGGGCCUGUCCGCUGACGACAAGAAGGAGUACGAUGAGAAGGCGGCUAAGGACAAGGAGCGCUACCAGAAGGAGAUGGAGUCUUACGGCGGCUCGUCGGGUGCCUCCAAGAAGCCCGCGGCCAAGAAGGAGAAGGCUGCGCCCAAGAAGAAGGCUAAGGAGGAGGAGGAGGAGGACGAGCCUGAGGCCGAUGACGAUGGUGAUGACGACGACGAGGACGAUGAUGGUGAUGACGAUGAGUAAACUGCGACCACAAGCAGCGGAAUCUUGCGUGGGCAUGGCAAGGGUCGCUAGUCUGUACGGAGGCUAGCUAUCCGUAGGUGGCAUUUUGUGGGCUCUACUUGUACCCGUAUGUACCGCUAACUGAAUUCUUCGCUUCUAACGCUACGACUGCUUUGGACGCUGCGUGACAGCCGCUGUCACUGCGCAUGUACUCCACACUGCACCAUACUGCUGUGUGGACGUGACUUGUGUUACAGAGCGGUGUUUGUGAUGCUCCUGACCGUUUUUUGCUCGGGUGUGGACUCCUACACGGACAAUCAUAUUGACUGUUGACUGAGUGCGGAAUAGUACCAACGCAGCCAUUGCUGCGUGCGCGUGCCGGACACCAACCGUGUACAUAAUUGCUAAAGCCCAAGUCCAGGACGCUUGGGACGGCCUGUAACGCUAUGCGCUU